Messenger RNA from Ipomoea triloba (trilobed morning glory), 3546 nucleotides. Its product is annotated as pentatricopeptide repeat-containing protein At2g15820, chloroplastic-like. The record is from RefSeq and is a predicted model, not a curated record. Gene Ontology annotation, biological process: mRNA cis splicing, via spliceosome; photosystem I assembly; Group II intron splicing. The transcript has 2 exons. Lineage: Eukaryota; Viridiplantae; Streptophyta; Magnoliopsida; Solanales; Convolvulaceae. The coding region runs from base 773 to 3283 and encodes 836 amino acids. Gene Ontology annotation, molecular function: endonuclease activity; protein binding.
CUUCUUUCCUCGCCUCUCUGCCUCUCUGCCUCUCUUUCGUCGCCUCCAGCCUCUCUGCCUGGCUGCCUACCGGAGUACCUGCUACUGCCCCUCUCGGCCUCUCGUCUCCUUUCAGGACUCAGGAGUCCUAUGAGGCUCUGUCGCUCUGUCCCUGACUCACUGUCUGUGCCGCACGGACACCGCCACACCGGUAACCAGUCACCGGCUCGCCGCCUUACCGGUCAGCAGGACAGCAGGAACACCGCCUAUUGCCUCCUCUCAGGACUCAAGUUCGUAUUUUUGCCCUAAUUUAUCUAAUUUUAUUUUUGUCCUAAUUUCCCUAAUUUCCCUAAUUUCUCUAAUUUUAUUUCUAAUCAAUUUAAUGUAUGUGCUUUGUUCAAUUUGUUUAUGAAUGUGAGCAGUGUCUCAGUUUCACAAUUUGUUCAAUUUGUGAAUCAGUGAAUGUGAAUUUCAAUUGUUCAUUUUUUCAGGUUUUUUUUUUCAGGUUUUUUUUUUUCAGUCUCUGUGUGCUUUGUUCAAUUUUUUUUUUUUAUUUUUGUAUGUGCUUUGUUCAUUUUUUUUUUUAUAAUAUUUUUGUUAGAUAUGAAUGUGAGCACUGAGGCUUGAGCAGUGAGUAUGUCUAAAUUCUAAUAUUGUUUUGAAUGUGAGGAUAGUGAGCAGUGAGGCAGUGAGUAUGUCUAGAUUUAUUAGAGUGUGUCAGUGAGGCAGUGAGUAUGUUUUGAAUCUGAGGAUUGUUUUGAAUCUGCUUGUGCACCGCCGACUCGCCGAGCAAAUGCUACAGAGCAGCCAUACAGCAACCCAGCUGACCGUCAGUCUCUCUUCGUGUUCUCGUCAAGAAACCCACAAGAUCCGCAGUUCACCCAAAUUUUCCAUGCGCACAGCAUUCAGCUUCCUCCACACAUUCUCCGUCUCCGUUCUCACUCGCAGUGGCCAUUGGAACCGACGCGGCCUCUUAUGCACGGCUUCCCUGCUCCGGAACUCCUCAGCAACGUCUCCUCAUCUUCGUUUCUACCCUGGUAGCCUGGUAUACUGCUCCACGCUCCGCUCAUCCUCUCCUUCGGCUAGUACUUUCUUUGAACAGCUAGUGUACGAGCCUGAAGAAUCCCUGAAACAUGAGGAGGACUUGUCGAGCAGCACUGAGAGGGAAAUUUUCAAUUUUGAUAGCUCCUUCGAGUCUAUCGAGUUGAAGCGGUUCGAUUCGCCGGUUGUAGAUGUCAAGGAGCUUGAGGAACUUCCCGAAGAGUGGCGCCGGUCAAGAUUGGCCUGGCUUUGCAAGGAGCUUCCUGCGCAUAAGCAUAAUACUUUGAUUCGGAUUCUCAAUGCUCAGAGGAAGUGGCUCAGACAAGAAGAUGCUACUUAUAUUGUCUGUCAUUGUAUGCGAAUUCGUGAAAAUGAGACUGCUUUCAGGGUGUACAAAUGGAUGAUGCUGCAACAUUGGUUUCAAUUUGAUUUUGCUCUAGCUACGAGGCUAGCAGAUUAUUUGGGUAAGGAGCGCAAGUACUUGAAGUGCCGGGAGGUUUAUGAUGACAUACUUAAUCAAGGGCGAGUGCCUGCUGAGUCAACUUUCCAUAUUCUGGUAGUUGCAUAUCUUAGUUCAUCUGGUCAAUCAGUUGUGGAAGAAGCAUUCAGCAUUUAUAGCCGCAUGAUCCAGCUGGGAGGUUAUAGGCCUCGUCUUAGCUUACACAAUUCUCUGUUUAAAGCUCUGGUGGGAAAACAAGGAGGUUCUUUUGAGGAAACUCUAAAACAAGCAGAGUUUAUUUAUCACAAUUUGACUACUUCAGGGCUUCAGAUACACAAGGAUAUCUAUGGUGGUCUUAUAUGGCUCCACAGUUAUCAGGAUUUAAUAGAUAAGGAUAGAAUUGCAUUAUUGAGAACAGAGAUGCGUUUGAGAGGGAUUGAAGAAAGCACAGAUGUACUUGUGUCAGUCUUGAGAGCUUGCUCAAAGAAUGGGGAUGCAGAGGAAGCUGAAAGAACUUGGUCAAAACUUCUUUCCUCUAAUCCUAGUCCUCCACCACAAGCUUUUAUGUUUAGAAUGGUAACCUAUGCAAAGAUUGGAGAGCAUAUGAAAUGUUUGGAGAUAUUUAGGCUAAUGCAAGAGGAGUUGGGUUCUACUGCUGCCAUAGCAUAUCAUAAAAUCAUUGAGGUGUUGUCUAAAGCUGAAAAGCUAGAACUGGCAGAGUCGAUCAUGACAGAGUUCAUUGACAGUGGUCUGGGGCCGUUGCGGCCAUCAUUUAUUGAUAUGAUGAAAAUGUACUCCACUUUAGGCUUACAUGAGAAAUUGGAGUCAACUUUCUUUCAGUGUCUUAAAAAAUGCCGUCCAAAUAGGAAAGUCUUCAGCAUAUACUUGGAUUUAUUGGUUCAAAUUGGCAGUAUUGACGAGGCAGGAGAAGUCUUCAAUCAGAUGAUUGAGAACACGUCAAUUGGUGUCAAUGCACAUUGUUGCAAUAGCAUUUUGAGAGGAUACCUCUCCCAGGGGGAGCAUGUAAAGGCAGAAAAAGUAUAUAGGUUGAUGCACCUGAAGAAAUAUGAUAUUGAUUCUUCCUUGAUAGAAAAGCUCAAUUUUGUUCUGAGUUUGCGCCAGAAGGUUGUCAAAGAACCCAUAAGGCAGAAGCUCAGCAUAGAACAGAGAGAGGUCAUGGUGGGGUUGUUGUUGGGUGGUUUGCAAAUUAAAUCAGAUGCAGAGAGGAAGAAACAUUUAGUCCAUUUUGAAUUCAGUGAAAACUUGAAGCAUCAUUCCGUUUUAAGGAGACACAUGUAUGACAAGUGUCGUGAGUGGUUAGCUUGUACAGAUAAACUGGCAGGUGAUGAUGAUGAUGAUGAUGUUCCUUGGGUGUUUACCACCAUUCCACAUUCUUAUUUUGGUUUUUAUGCUGACCAAUUCUGGCGAAAAGGUCAACCUACUAUUCCAAAACUAAUCCACAGAUGGUUGUCACCCCGAGUUCUUGCUUACUGGUACAUGUACUCAGGCUACCGGACAUCAUCAGGGGAUAUUCUGUUGAGAUUAAAAGGAAGCCAAGAGGGCAUUGAAAAUAUUGUCAAAGCAUUCAAGGCCAAAUCAUUGGAUUGCAGACUAAAAAGGAAGGGAAGCUCGGUUUGGAUAGGUUUUCUGGGAGAUAAGUCUAUGUGGUUCUGGAAACUGGUUGAACCCUUUAUUCUUGAUGAUCUAAAAGAUUGCCUGAGACCAAGAGGCAACCUAUCGGAUGAUUUGGAAGGAAUUCAAACCAUUGACAGCGGGUCUGAAUCUGAUGAGAAGCCCUCUGAGUGCAGUGAUGGUGAGAUGUAACAAUAUCUCUUGUAAUCAGUUUCUGGUUAUACUGCAGAUUUACACUCGGCAUUGCUGCCUCGUUUUCCCUGUAUGUGUAGCAUACGCUUCCAACCCAUUUUUUGAAACUUUUAAUUUAGUAAUAUGCAGAGUUGUAUAUAUUCAGUUGUGGAAUUCCAAUAUGUAAACUUGCAAGAAUUAAUCUCAUGGCCAUGAUGAUAAAUGCUGCCAAGGUUCUUAUUUAAACUUACAUGAAUCAACAUGCAGAGUUUAUUCUAGUAUGA